UCUGCGGGUAAGCCAUUAUUCUGGGCUUCAGGUGCCGUGGCGUCCAGUUCCCGUGUCAUCUCCCGGCGUCCCGGCGCCGAGGCGGCGGUCCCCAAGGCCGGAGCCGCUGCGGGAGCCCCCGGUCUUAUAGAUGAUGUUCUCCAAGCUCUAAGGAAGAAGGCAAGCAAGGAUUGAGGGGCCCUAGAGAGGAGCCUUUCUUAAAUAACAACAAUGACAAGAGAAAAUUGGGCCCACAGUGCUCUGAGACAAGAGGGCCUUGUUAAAGGGAAGGAUGAUACCUGGAAGUGGGGAACCAGCUUCCAAGGGAGCAGCUCCUCUGUUUGGGAGACCUCCCACCUGCACUUUAGACAGUUACGUUACCAUGAGACAUCUGGACCCCAGGAGGCACUGAGCCGGCUCCGGGAGCUCUGUCGCCGGUGGCUGAGGCCAGAAGCACGCACCAAGGCACAGAUCCUUGAGCUGCUGGUGUUGGAGCAGUUCCUGAGCAUCCUGCCCGGAGAGAUACGGACCUGGGUGCAGAUCCAUCGCCCCGGGAGUGGUGAGGAGGCAGUGGCCCUGGUAGAGGAGCUGCAGAAAGACCUCGAUGGACCAACACUAAAAGUUCCAGUCCUUGUCCAGGAUCAGGACACUCUCCAGGAGGGUCUGAGCACUCCAGGAAUAGCACUUCCUCAUGCACCCACUGGCAGCCACAUAUCAGCUGAAAUUCGCUCAAAUCCUCUUACUGACCCAGUGGUGUUCAACUUGCUCCAAGAUCCUCAACAUGAUUCUCCUGCCCCUGAAGCUUCUGCCCUUUCCCAGGAAGAGAACCCAAGAAAUCAAUUAAUGGCUCUCAUGCUCCUGACAGCCCAGCCCCAGGAAUUGGUGAUGUUUGAGGAGGUAUCAGUAUGCUUCACUUCAGAGGAAUGGGCAUGUCUGGGCCCAAUUCAGAGGGCUUUGUACUGGGAUGUGAUGCUGGAGAAUUAUGGAAAUGUGACUUCCUUAGAGUGGGAGACCAUGACUGAGAAUGAGGAGGUGACAUCAAAGCCAAGCCUAUCUCAAAGAGCAGAUUCUCAGAAAGGAACAUCAAAAAGACUUCAAGGAAGUGUUCCCCAGGUUCUUGACUUUGAGGAAGAGUAUGAAUGGCAAGUUUUAGCAAGUCAGUGGAGAAAUGAAACAAGGGAAAGAGAUACACUGAAGAAAGGUUCCCUGUGUGAACGAGACAAGAAGAAAAGGACUCCACCAGAAAAACGAGGCCAAAAGUGGAAGGAAUUUGGAGAAAGCUUGACUUCAGAUUCAGCUUUUUCUGAAAGUUUAAUAGGCACUGAAGGAAAGAAGCUUUAUAAAUGUGAUAUAUGUUGUAAACAUUUCAAUAAAAUCUCUCAUCUUAUAAACCAUCGGAGGAUCCACACUGGGGAGAAACCUCAUAAAUGUAAGGAGUGUGGAAAAGGCUUUAUUCAGCGCUCAAGCCUUCUAAUGCAUUUACGGAACCAUUCUGGGGAGAAACCUUAUAAAUGUAAUGAAUGUGGGAAAGCCUUCUCUCAAAGUGCUUAUCUUCUAAACCAUCAGAGAAUCCACACUGGGGAGAAACCUUAUAAAUGUAAGGAGUGUGGAAAGGGCUUCUAUAGGCACUCAGGCCUUAUUAUACAUCUGAGGCGCCAUUCUGGGGAGAGACCUUAUAAAUGUAAUGAGUGUGGCAAAGUUUUCUCUCAAAAUGCUUACCUCAUUGAUCACCAGAGGCUCCACAAAGGAGAAGAACCUUAUAAAUGUAACAAGUGUCAGAAAGCUUUCAUUCUGAAGAAGAGCCUCAUUCUGCACCAGAGAAUCCACUCUGGGGAAAAACCCUAUAAAUGUGAUGAAUGUGGAAAAACCUUUGCCCAGACCACUUACCUUGUUGACCAUCAGCGGCUCCACAGCACAGAGAACCCAUAUAAAUGUAAAGAAUGUGGAAAAGUUUUCAUUCGAAGCAAAAGCCUCCUCUUACACCAGAGAGUUCACACAGAAAAGAAGACCUUUGGUUGUAAAAAAUGUGGGAAGAUUUUCACUUCUAAGUCAAGCCUCAUUGACCAUAAGAGGAUGCAUAGCAGAGAGAAGCCUUAUAAAUGUACUGAAUGUGGGAAAGCCUUUACUCAGAGUGCUUACCUUUUUGACCAUCAGAGACUCCACAAUGGGGAGAAGCCCUACGAAUGUAAUGAAUGUGGGAAAGUUUUCAUUCUGAAAAAGAGCCUCAUUUUACAUCAAAGGUUCCACACAGGAGAGAAUCUCUAUGAAUGUAAAGACUGUGGCAAGGUCUUUGGUUCUAACAGAAACCUCAUUGACCACGAGAGACUCCACAAUGGGGAAAAGCCCUAUGAAUGUCGAGAGUGUGGAAAAACCUUCAUUAUGAGCAAGAGUUUCAUGGUCCAUCAGAAGCUCCAUACACAGGAGAAAGCCUACAAAUGUGAGGAUUGUGGGAAGGCUUUCAGUUACAAUUCAAGCCUGCUUGUACAUCGGAGAAUCCACACUGGGGAAAAGCCCUUUGAAUGCAGUGAGUGUGGUAGAGCUUUCAGCUCUAACAGAAACCUCAUUGAACAUAAGAGAAUCCACAGUGGUGAGAAACCCUAUGAGUGUAAUGAGUGUGGCAAAUGCUUCAUUCUGAAGAAAAGCCUCAUUGGCCAUCAGAGGAUUCACACAAGGGAAAAGUCUUAUAAAUGUAAUGACUGUGGGAAAGUCUUCAGUUACCGCUCAAACCUUAUAGCCCAUCAGAGAAUCCACACUGGUGAGAAGCCCUAUGCAUGUAAUGAGUGUGGGAAGGGCUUUACUUACAACAGGAAUCUUAUUGAACAUCAGAGAAUUCACAGUGGGGAAAAAACCUAUGAAUGUCAUAUAUGUAGAAAAGUCCUUACCUCUAGUAGAAAUCUUAUGGUACAUCAAAGAAUCCAUACUGGAGAGAAACCUUAUAAAUGUAAUGAGUGUGGAAAAGACUUCAGUCAGAAUAAAAACCUUGUUGUACAUCAGAGAAUGCACACUGGGGAAAAACCAUAUGAGUGUGAAAAGUGUAGAAAAUCUUUUACUUCUAAGAGGAAUUUAGUUGGCCACCAGAGAAUCCACACAGGGGAGAAACCAUAUGGGUGUAAUGAUUGUAGUAAAGUUUUUAGGCAAAGAAAAAACCUUACUGUACAUCAGAAAAUUCAUACAGAUGAAAAAAACUGUGAAUGUGAUGAGUCUGAAAAGGAAUUCUCUCAGACUUCAAACCUUCAUCUUCAACAAAAAAUCCAUUCUGUGGAGGAAUUCUCUUGGCUCCAAAAUGCCAAUGAGUCCAAGACAGAGAUUCAGAAAAUCUAGAAUCAUGUGUCAAAUGGAAUAGAAUCCCUGCCUACUUAAGUAACUUUUGGAUAAAUGGCAGCAUAUGGUUUUUAUAAGGAAAAAAAUCAUGAUCACCCCUUUUAUAGACAAGUAUGUUGCAUGAGGAAGAAAGUUAAUCUAGACUUUCAAGACUACAAAAACAUAAGCCAAACUCUAGUUAAAUCCUCUGUCCCAAACCAUUUGUUAUGAACCUAGAAAAGGACCUUGGAGUGAUCAAAGAUUCUGAAGAAAUUGGGUUAUGUUUUAUAAGAGGUAAUGGUGUCAUUGUAAAUGAUAGCAAAAAUAUCUUGGUAUUAAAAAGUGUACAUUUUUGAAAAGGUAUAUAUACGUUGUACAUCUUAAAGAUAGUAUUACUGCUAGAGAAAGUCUCUACAGACAGUAUGAUUAAGACAUCAAACAUGGAGUUGGGUGGGCAAGAGUCUGCUGUUUGUGGACAACUUAAGUACACUGGAUUUGGAAUCAGAAAACCUAGGUUUGGGUCCUGGCUCUUUCUCUUCCUAGCUCUGUGAUGUUAUAAAGUCAGCCUCUAAGUCUCAGUUUCUCUGUCAGUCAAAUAUUGGUGUAAUGCCUACUUCAUAGCAUCGUGAGCAUUCAGUAAAAGGAUCAUGUGAAAGUACUUUAUGAAACAAUUUAGUUGUCAAUAAAGUUGGAUAAAAGAGGUAAUGGUCAAAAUCUAGAACAUGGCAUAAUGUAAUGUUUGUUCAUUAAGUUAAUAUUAGGACUUCAUGCACCUCAAAAGAUUCAUUUUUAUAGUAAGAGGAAGUAUGGUGGAUAGCUAACUUCGGAAUUUUGUACUUUAAAAAGACCUUUUUAAAACAGCUUUUUAAAUGUCUAAGGGAGAUAAUAGAUUAUAUAUUAGUUUGUUUUUGUGGAAAAAAUGUUGGCUUAUUAAAUAGUAUGUCCAGCUAUUAGUAUGAUGCCAAGAAAAACAAUUUAUUUUUCAACCUUUGGAUUUUAAAACUAGCGGACGUAGAGUGUCAAAAUGGAAGGACAGUCCUAUGUUGCUUUUCCUUGUCGACAGGAAAAAAUCCUUAACCUCAACCCUUGAGCUGAUUAUCCCUGCUACUGUCAUUCUGAAUUCUAAUCAGUAUUUCAUCAUUACUGACAUACAAAUAGCUUGUUACUUAAGAAACAACAUUCUGUCCCAGCACUCAACUUACUACAUAAGUUUUUUUACACAGAGCCAAGCCCUUCAAAGCUCUGAUUAAACCAAUUCAGAAUCCACCUCUGAGUGGUCAGGCCCAUUUACUCCCAGUGAACCAAUCAUUCAUUCAGUCUGUACCCUUUUGUACAUUUGUAAAUUUAUUUCUUCCUAUAUUCUUUAUUUGAUAAUUUUAUGUUGUAAUUCUUAGAACUCCAGUUCUAUCACGAGUAUAAAUACCUUAAUAUUAGGAUUGUGUUUUCUAAUACUAGCUGCAUUGAAGUGGUGUGUUGGUUAUAAUAAGUGUUAUUAAUUCAACCCCAAAGUUCCUUGAGGGCAGGUUCCUCAUUAGACUGAAAGGACCAAGAGUGAAAACUGGAAGGGAUCCAGGUUAAAAGUCUGAAGACCCUAUGAGUCAGAUUCUGCCACUCUUCCUUGGACAAAUGCCUUCAUUUCUUGGAGCCUUGAUUUCCUUAUCUGUUAAACAGAAGGAAGACUAUCUACCUCACCAAGUUGUUAUGAGGUAAUGAAUAUGAAAAUGCUUUAUGUCCAUACAGAAGAAUCACCCCGGAUUAUGUAAUAAUUACACAGGGAGAGAUGUACUUUAACAAUGAAGAGAGUUGGCAUUUACCUCCUAAUCAGUUUAACAAAAUGUAACAUUGCUAAGACUGAGACAACUCACAUAAUGUGCCUCUCCGCAUGUAAUGCAAUAAAGCCAAAAGUAUAACCGGAAUUUAUCAAGCUUCUUAGACCUGAUUGCCAGUUUACAGGAAAUACAGGAGGCAGAGGAACAAGAUAAAAGACACCAUGAGAAACAAGUUUAAAACGUGGGAUAUUGUGUAAGAAAACUGGGAGAAACCCAUGGCAGUCCAGUGGUUAGGACUCCGUGCUUUCACUGCUGAGGGCGCAGGUUUGAUCUCUGGUUGGGGAACUAAGAUCCCACAAGCCAAGCAGCACGGCCAAAAAAGAAAAAGAAAACUGGAUUCUUCAAAAAGAUACGAUGAAAAUGGGAGGGGUGAUAAUUGUUGAUGCUGGGUGAAUAUUGAGAGUUCAUUGUACUGCUUUUGUAUAUGUAUGAAAUUUUCCAUUAUAAAAAGU
Molecule: messenger RNA, 5560 nt
Organism: Kogia breviceps (pygmy sperm whale)
Lineage: Eukaryota; Metazoa; Chordata; Mammalia; Artiodactyla; Physeteridae
Gene: ZNF197
Product: zinc finger protein 197
Biological process (GO): regulation of transcription by RNA polymerase II
Molecular function (GO): DNA-binding transcription factor activity, RNA polymerase II-specific; RNA polymerase II cis-regulatory region sequence-specific DNA binding
Source: RefSeq, a predicted model, not a curated record